Molecule: messenger RNA, 1632 nt
Organism: Notechis scutatus (mainland tiger snake)
Lineage: Eukaryota; Metazoa; Chordata; Lepidosauria; Squamata; Elapidae
Gene: SVOP
Product: SV2 related protein
Biological process (GO): transmembrane transport
Cellular component (GO): membrane
Molecular function (GO): transmembrane transporter activity
Source: RefSeq, a predicted model, not a curated record
AUGGAGGAAGAUUUGUUCCAGCUAAGGCAACUACCAGUUGUCAAGUUCCGUCGGACAGGAGAAAGCACCCGAUCCGAAGACGAUACCGUGUCAGGAGAGCACGAAGUUCAGAUUGAGGGUGUCCAGACUGACUUAGAAGCUGUAGAGUUGGAAGAUGGAGGCAUUGUGCCAAAGGAGUUUGCCAACCCAACUGAUGAUACUUUCAUGGUGGAAGACGUGGUGGAAGCCAUUGGCUUUGGCAAGUUCCAGUGGAAACUCUCCGUUCUGACUGGCUUAGCAUGGAUGGCUGAUGCCAUGGAAAUGAUGAUUCUGAGCAUCUUGGCACCUCAGCUUCAUUGUGAGUGGCGAUUACCCACCUGGCAAGUUGCAUUGCUCACAUCGGUGGUUUUCCUGGGGAUGAUGUUUAGUUCCACACUGUGGGGAAAUAUUUCAGACCAAUAUGGCAGAAAAACCGGGCUGAAGAUCAGCGUGCUCUGGACCUUGUACUACGGAGUCCUUAGUGGAUUUGCACCAAUUUACAGCUGGAUCUUGGUCCUGAGGGGCUUGGUGGGCUUUGGGAUUGGAGGCGUCCCUCAGUCGGUAACGUUAUACGCAGAAUUCCUCCCCAUGAAAUCCAGAGCGAAGUGCAUAUUGCUGAUUGAGGUCUUCUGGGCCAUCGGAACUGUCUUUGAAGUCCUCCUUGCGGUGUUUGUGAUGCCCACGCUUGGCUGGCGUUGGCUGCUCUUCCUUUCAGCUCUCCCUCUUAUGCUGUUUGCCAUCUUGUGUUUUUGGCUGCCAGAAAGUGCCCGAUACGACGUGUUAACCGGUAACCAAGAGAAGGCCAUUGCUACAUUGAAAAGGAUUGCAACUGAGAAUGGCGCCCCGAUGCCUCUGGGGAAACUGAUUAUGUCUAGGCAGGAAGAUCGAGGGAAAAUGAGGGACUUAUUCACGCCACAGUUCAGACUGACGACACUUCUGCUGUGGUUUAUCUGGUUCUCCAAUGCUUUUUCUUACUACGGCCUCGUCCUGCUGACCACGGAGCUCUUCCAAGCGGAAGACCUUUGCAGCUUGUCCAGCAGGAGGAAAACGGUGAAGGGCAAAUGUAGCCUGGCGUGUGAAAUUCUGACGGAAAAGGACUACAUUGACCUGCUCUGGACCACCCUCUCGGAGUUCCCAGGGGUUCUUGUGACCUUGUGGGUGAUUGACCGGAUCGGCCGCAAGAAGACGAUGGCCCUCUCCUUCCUGGUCUUUGCCUUCUGCAGCCUCCUGCUUUUCCUCUGUGUCGGCAGGAAGGUGCUCACCGUACUGCUCUUCAUCGCCAGGGCCUUUAUUUCGGGAGGAUUCCAGGCCGCGUAUGUUUACACCCCUGAGGUCUACCCAACUGCCACCCGUGCCCUGGGUCUGGGGACAUGCAGCGGAGUGGCCAGAGUUGGUGCCCUCAUCACACCCUUCAUUGCCCAGGUGAUGCUGGAGUCUUCGGUCUACUUGACGCUGAUCGUCUACAGUGGGUGCUGCAUCUUGGCAGCUUUGGCCUCCUGCUUGCUUCCCAUCGAGACCAGAGGCCGUGGCCUCCAGGAAUCCACCCACAAGGAGUGGGGGCAGGAGAUGUUUGGGCGUGGCGUCCCCCAAUCGAACUCUGGCUCUCAGGGGUGA